AUGAAAUUAAUGACCAAAACUAAAAGCCUAAUUUUAAAAAGACAAGAGAAACCUACCUUAGAAUAUGAAAAAAUGAAACAAUACCUAAACGAAAGCCUUGAUUUUAAGAAAACAAUACUCACUAUCUCUGGAAGUUUUACAGUUGCUAUCCCUCUUCGAAAGAGAGAUGCAUCAGAUGGGUGUGCUAAUCUUCAUCAAAGUUUUGUAUCAUCGUCAAAUAGUAAUACGACUUUGACUAUUAAUUAUGAGGAUGUUAUUGAAUCACUUAAAGGAAUAUAUAAAGAUUUUUACAUAUUCUUGGAUGAAGCAAAGGAGCCUGCAGCGCAGGGCUUUAAAUUUAGAUCUAUUGAUUUGAUUUCCGAACUUGAUAAUAUACUUAAGAAAAAUUAUACUACCGAUUACGAUUUUUUUUCUGAUGUCGUUCAACUCCACGUUGAUCUUAAAGACGGCCAUACCACUUUUACACCUUCUUGUUAUAGCGCAUUUUUCUUUUUCCAAGACAUCUGGCUCUAUUCAACGGUCGAUUGUCAUGGAACUCAGGUUAUUAAAAUACUCCAAGAUGAUUUAGAUUCCUCUAAUGAUAGAUGUGAGGUUACGCAUAUUGACGGCACCCCUGCAUUAGAAGCUAUUAAAACAUUUGCCGAUAAACAUAUAAAAAAUUCGCGUGAUCUUGGUGUAAGAUUUAACAUGGCAUUAGCGUCACUUAGAUUUUUUAAUGAUAGUAUUACUUAUAAACUCAAUUGUAAUGGUUCGAAAAAAACAUUAACGCGACCUUGGAGGAUACUUAGUAAUAAUAGUACUAAUACUUUUAAUUAUACUGAUUCUAAUAGUUAUUUUCAGUCUAUGUCAUCUGAAAUUGUUAAUACUGUAGUUGAUGGAAAUCAAACUAAUAACCUUCAAAAUUUUACGAUAUUCUUUAAAAAAAAUGAUACUGGUAUUAUUGUAGUACCAAAUUUUUUACCUUCAAGCUAUGCAACUGAUCAGAUCGCAUUUCAAGCUGCUCUUAUAGAUGCAAUGAAUCAAUUUGUUCAAACCGGUGUAAAAAAACUUGUUAUAGAUUUUAUUAGUAACGGAGGUGGAUUCGUACCUCUUGCACAAUUCUUUAAUGAGAUUUUUUUACGUCAAAAAAAUUUUGCAUUUCCACGUGACAUUAGGAUGAAUGAUGUUACAACAUUCCUUAUUGAACAAGCAGAUAAAUUAGGUCUUGGUGCUAAUACAAUAAAUUUUUCACCUAAUCAAGAACAGUCGUUUACUACUGGAAAACCAUUUGGUAAUGCUAGUGAAUUUAUUGGUAACAAUAAAUUUACAAGAGGUGGUGUGACAUCCAAUUUCUCCAACCUUUUCGUUGAUAUAUUCGAUGAAUCUGCUUUAUCAAAUUGGCAAUCACCAUGGAAAAAUAAGGACAUUAUUAUACUUACUAAUGGUGCAUGUUCAUCAUCAUGCGCACAGACUGCUCAAUAUCUAUCAGAACAAGCUAAAAUAGCUACAGUUGCUGUUGGUGGUUUAUAUAAUACUAGUAUGUCAUACUCCUCAUUCCCAGGUGGAAAUGUUGUAGCUGUAAAUAGUUUUUACAAUCAAAUUAAUCUUAUCAUAAGUAACACCACUGAUACCGCUCCUCAAAUACCAAAAAAUUUUGCAACUGACAUUGAUAUGUUCACAUCUACAUUUACUUUUAGUGAAACUCAUGAUUUGGAUAAACCUGAUCAGAUAAAUGAAUUUCAAUAUCGUCCUGCUGAUUAUAGAAUAUAUUACGAUGAUGAAAGUAUUCUUAGUCCUAGUAAUUUAUGGGAACAAGCUGUGAAAUUUAUUUCUUAA
This is a messenger RNA of Scutellospora calospora, 1815 nucleotides long. The record is from the annotation of a GenBank genome assembly. NCBI's taxonomy places the organism in Eukaryota, Fungi, Glomeromycota, Glomeromycetes, Diversisporales, Gigasporaceae.